Molecule: messenger RNA, 555 nt
Organism: Striga hermonthica
Lineage: Eukaryota; Viridiplantae; Streptophyta; Magnoliopsida; Lamiales; Orobanchaceae
Source: the annotation of a GenBank genome assembly
AUGGAUGUCUUAUGGCACCAUCGUCACUUGUUAUGUGUUUUCUGGUUUGUCUUCUUCUUGGUUGAGCUUCAGGAAUUUAUAGCUAAUGAAGGUUGUGGAGAGGCUCCUCUGGAGGGAGCAAUCCCCGACAUGACAUCUUCUACAGAGUUAUAUGUCAACCUGCAAAAAAUAUAUCAGGCUAAGGCAGAGGCUGAUUUUCUUGUUAUGGAGACAUACACAAAGAAACUGUUAAAGAAAAUAGGAAGAGAUCCACACAGCAUCCCAAAGACGACCAUAAAAAAUUUCUGCAAAAAUGCUCGAAAGCUUAAGGUAUGCCGAUACUGCACUAUUGAAGACGAGUACAGUUCGCCGGUUCAAAUGGAGCUGCAAAAGUUUCUAACCGAUGAAGACUACUGUACGGCCGUCGGAUUUUACAUCCUUCUACGAGCUGUAGAUCGUUUUGCUGCAAACUAUAACAAUUUCCCUGGACAAUUUGAUGGUGGGAUGGAUGAGGAUAUUUCUAGACUGAAAACAACAGCUGUUUCCCUACUUGACGAUUUGGGUUGCAAUGGAUGA